Molecule: messenger RNA, 769 nt
Organism: Pteropus alecto (black flying fox)
Lineage: Eukaryota; Metazoa; Chordata; Mammalia; Chiroptera; Pteropodidae
Gene: IL17A
Product: interleukin 17A
Exons: 3
Coding region: 38-505 (155 amino acids)
Biological process (GO): inflammatory response
Cellular component (GO): extracellular region
Molecular function (GO): cytokine activity
Source: RefSeq, a predicted model, not a curated record
AGCUCAACCAAUCCCCCGUUGAUCAAGGGAAACUACAAUGGCUCCUGUGGGAACUUCAUUCAUGUUCCAGUCACUGCUGCUGCUGCUGAGUCUGGUGGCCAUAGGGAAGGCAGGAAUAGCAAUCCCACAAAAUCCAGGAUGCUCAAAUACUGAGGACAAGAACUUCCCUCAGACUGUGAAGGUCAACCUAAACAUCCUUAACCGGAAUACGAAUCUCAGAAGGCCUUCGGAUUAUUACAAUCGAUCCACCUCACCUUGGAAUCUCCACCGCAAUGAGGACCCUGAGAGAUAUCCCUCUGUGAUCUGGGAGGCGAAGUGCCGCCACUUGUUCUGCGUUAAUGGUGAAGGGAAGGUAGACCACCACCUGAACUCCGUUCCCAUUCAGCAAGAGAUCCUGGUCCUGCGAAGACAGCCUCGGCACUGCCCCAACUCCUUCCAGAUGGAAAAGAUGCUAGUGAAUGUCGGCUGCACCUGUGUCACCCCCAUUGUCCGCCAUGUGGCUUAAGAAUUUCCAGCCUGACCCCAGAUUCCCAAAUCAGUAGGCUUUCUGGGGAGUAGACCCAGUCUCAUUUCUAACCAAACUCACUAGGAUUUUUAAACAAGUUCAUUUAAUUCAAAUUUCAAAGAUAAUUCAAGAUACAGAGGUAUUUCAUUCAGAGAUUGAAUCUGAAUCUUCUUUUCCUCUCCCCAAGGAAGAAGGUUUAAACUGAGUACCAAUUUGCUUCUUGUUUGCUUUUCUAAGAGCUUUAAGUUAUUUAUGUAUUUAAAA